Messenger RNA from Cajanus cajan (pigeon pea), 2321 nucleotides. RefSeq names its product Plant invertase/pectin methylesterase inhibitor superfamily. Gene Ontology annotation, molecular function: enzyme inhibitor activity; pectinesterase activity. Gene Ontology annotation, biological process: cell wall modification. The record is from RefSeq and is a predicted model, not a curated record. NCBI's taxonomy places the organism in Eukaryota, Viridiplantae, Streptophyta, Magnoliopsida, Fabales, Fabaceae.
CGGUGAAACACUCACAAAUUGUAAAAAGGAGUCAAAGGACUAACCUCCCUUGGAUCUCUUUCUACCUCUCUUCUUCGAGACUGGUUUCAAGUUGAACCUAAGGCAGAGAGAGUCUCCUCUGCCUUAGACAUUUUCUCACAAUGGCGUUCCAAGACUUUGACCUCAUCUCAGAGCGGCGAAGAAAUGAGAAGAGGCAAAAGAUGAGGAAGAGGAUCAUGAUCGGCGUGGUUUCUUCCGUUGUCCUGGUCGGCAUGAUAGGUGCAGUACUCUUCAUCGUUGUGAAAAACGACGACACCGGCAAUAGUAAUAAUAAAAAUAGCAAGGAAAGCGGCAAGGCACAGAAGAACCAUACACCAACAAACACCGCCAACAACCCGCACGUGACAGUAUCCGAUAAGAUUGUGAAACUGGUGUGUAGCACCGCGGAUUACAAAGACAGAUGCGAAGAGCCUCUUAACAAGGCGAUCCAGAACGACCCCAAACUCUCACAACCCAAAGAACUUCUCAAGCUAUACGUGAAACUCGCGGAGGACGAGAUCAACAAGGCCUUCAACAAAACCGUUUCCAUGAACUUCCAAUCCGAGGAAGAGAAAGGAGCGUUCGAAGAUUGCAAGAAGCUCUUCGAGGAUGCUAAGGAUGACAUAGCAACGUCAAUCUCCCAUCUCGCGCAAACCGAGGUGAAGAAGGUUUCUGAAAAGAUUCCUGACUUCAACAGCUGGCUCAGCGCUGUGAUCACAUUCCAACAAGACUGCGUUGAUGGUUUCCCCGAGGGGAACGUGAAGACCGAAGUUCAGACUGGCUUCAAGGAUUCAAUGGAAUUCAUUAGCAACUCCCUUGCCAUUCUUUCUCAGGUGGCAUCGGCUAUAACCACCACGGGGCAACAAAACCUUUCGGCACGUGGACGUUUGUUGCUAUCUCAGAAUCCUAUCGCCAAUAACUCACCACUUGAUUCUCUAGACAAAACUGAUGGCCUUCCUUCUUGGAUCAACCACGAAGACCGAAGGGUGUUGAAGGCCAUGGAUAACAAACCUGAACCUAAUGUCACUGUUGCAAAAGAUGGCAGUGGAAAAUUCAAAACCAUCUCUGAAGCUUUAAAUGCUAUCCCUCAAAGCUUUACAGGACGGUAUGUGAUUUAUGUCAAAGAAGGAGUGUACGAUGAGCAAGUCACAGUAACUAAGAAAAUGCAAAAUAUAACCAUAUAUGGUGAUGGAUCCCAAAAGAGCAUCAUCACUGGCAACAAAAACUACAGGGACGGAGUCAGGACCUUCCUAACUGCAAGUUUUGUGGUAGAGGGAGACGCAUUCUUAGGCAUGGCAAUGGGAUUCAGAAACACUGCAGGCCCUGAAGGGCACCAAGCAGUGGCUGCAAGAGUGCAGGCAGAUCGUGCAGUGUUUGCCAACUGUCGUUUUGAGGGCUACCAAGACACUCUAUACACCCAAGCCCACAGACAGUUCUACAGGAGCUGCAUCGUUACAGGCACAAUUGACUUCAUCUUUGGUGAUGCAGCUGUGGUGUUCCAGAACUGCAUCAUGAUAGUUAGGAAGCCAAUGGACGGCCAGCAGAACAUGGUGACUGCUCAAGGGAGAAAGGACAAGCAACAAGCCACAGGAAUUGUGCUGCAAAAGUGCACCAUCAAAGCUGAUGACUCACUGGUUCCAGAGAAGGACAAGAUCAGGAGCUACCUUGGGAGGCCAUGGAAGGAGUACUCAAGAACCAUUGUCAUGGAAUCAGAAAUAGGUGACUUCAUUAACCCUGAUGGGUGGACAGCGUGGAUGGGAGACUUUGCACUCAAUACUUUGUACUAUGCUGAGUAUGCCAACACAGGACCUGGUGCCAGCACCAGUGCUAGGGUCAAGUGGCCUGGGUACAAGGUCAUCAACAAGGAUGAGGCAAGCAAGUUCACUGUGGGCACUUUCUUGAAGGGUACAUGGCUCCAGAGCACAGGGGUGCCUGCUGUGCAAGGCUUGAUCAAUUAAACGCUUUGCUUCAAAUUUCUUACCCCUUGAGCUGCUGCAUGUUGUUAGGCACACUGGGAAAUAAAGCUGAUGGUGUUGCUCAUUUUGAUGAAAUGUAUUUUUUUUUUCUUUCUUUAUUUUUUACUGUAAAAUUUUUACAAAAAAUUAAUCUUCAAUUGUAAUCUUGCACUAACUACAGUGGGGUGGAACAUACUUGAAUAGAAUUGUGUGUCACCAAAUGUUGAAGUAAAUAGAAGAAUCAUUAUACGAGUGAUUAUCUGUUCUUGCAGAUAAAAGAAGUUGGGUCUGAAGUGAACUAAAUAAUUUUGUUUUAUCUCUUGUACUUGCAAAUGCAGGGGAAACUAC